Molecule: messenger RNA, 1053 nt
Organism: Lampris incognitus (smalleye Pacific opah)
Lineage: Eukaryota; Metazoa; Chordata; Actinopteri; Lampriformes; Lampridae
Gene: cxxc4
Product: CXXC finger 4
Exons: 3
Coding region: 1-1053 (350 amino acids)
Cellular component (GO): nucleus
Molecular function (GO): methyl-CpG binding; zinc ion binding
Source: RefSeq, a predicted model, not a curated record
AUGUCUAAUAUAAACAAUGCGCUUUGCAUUGAAAAUGGACAGAACGCUGAUGUGUCUCUCUUGCAGAAGGAUAAUCUUCAGGAUGGUGGAUUAAGCCAGCUUUUGGAUUAUAAUGCUGAAAUGGAAAGGUACAGGUCUUUUGCAAACUUUUACAAAACCAACGGGGCAUUUCCACAGACUGCAAAAAUUGCCCGCAUCACAACACCCAUUUUUCCCAGUGCCAGAAUUGGCAUGUCCCCUUGGAACUGCGAUAACGCCAUGCUCUGGGGAAGGAAAUCAGCGGCAAUAAACCCUAAUAGGACCAGCAUGCAUAGAAAUGACUCCCAGAGGCCAGGGAAGCCUGGCGUGCCGCCAGAGACGCUGCAAAUGGCAAAUAAUAAUUUCCUCUCUACCUUAUCCCCUGAACACUGCAGACCUUUAGCAGGAGAAUGCAUGAACAAGCUGAAAUGCGGCGCUGCUGAAGCAGAGAUAAUGAAUCUCCCAGAACGCGUUGGAACUUUUUCCGCUAUUCCGGCUUUAGGGGGCAUCUCAUUACCUCCCGGGGUCAUCGUCAUGACAGCCCUUCACUCCCCCGCAGCCUCAGCAGCCGUUACAGACAGUGCGUUUCAAAUUGCCAAUCUGGCAGACUGCCCACAGAAUAAUUCCUCGGCAUCCAGUGGAAACCCAGCGAAGAAGAAAAGGAAAAGGUGUGGGGUCUGUGCGCCCUGCAGGCGGCUAAUCAACUGUGGUGUCUGCAGCAGUUGUCGAAACCGCAAAACGGGCCACCAGAUCUGCAAAUUUAGGAAAUGCGAGGAGCUGAAGAAGAAGCCGGGCUCCUCGCUGGAGUCAGGCUGGGGCUGGAACACAUCCGAACAACCCCGGGCUUGGCUCAGCUCCAAGCAGGGCUGGGAAAUGGUUUUCAGCAGAGAGCCAUCCCUCUCUGCACCCGGUCAUUUUAACCAAUUAUGGAAACCGUCUCUGGAUGGGGAGAAUCAAUAUCCCACAAAGCCUCAGCCUACGACCACCAAGAGAUGGCCCGAGAAUGGAUUAGCCUGGCAGAGGAAUCUCAUCUAA